Molecule: messenger RNA, 1249 nt
Organism: Phalaenopsis equestris
Lineage: Eukaryota; Viridiplantae; Streptophyta; Magnoliopsida; Asparagales; Orchidaceae
Product: short-chain dehydrogenase TIC 32, chloroplastic
Exons: 8
Coding region: 111-1082 (323 amino acids)
Source: RefSeq, a predicted model, not a curated record
CACUCUCCCCAAACUCCCUCCUCCUUCCUCUUCUUCUUCUCUGCAAUCUCUUCAUUCUUUCUUUGCAGAAACUCUGAAAUAUUUAUUUAGUUUAAGUGAGGAGGGAAAAAAUGGUAGGAAUUAUUUCUCUGGUGACUGGAUGGCCGGGUCCCAGCGGCUUCGGCUCAGCAACCACGGCCGAGCAAGUUACUGAGGGCAUCGAUGCAUCUAAUCUCACUGUUAUAAUUACAGGAGGGGCAAGUGGGAUAGGAGCUGAGACAGCGAGAGUGAUGGCGCAGAGAGGAGCGCAAGUCAUUAUUGCUGCCAGGAAUAUGGAAGCUGCGAACGAGGCGAAGAAGAAAAUAGUUUCGAGCAAUUCAGCAGCUCGUGUUGAAACUAUGAAACUGGACCUCAAUUCUCUCAAGUCUGUGAGAGAAUUUGCUGAUAAUUUUAUUGCGACUAACCUCCCUCUGAACAUCUUAAUAAACAAUGCCGGUGUGAUGUUCUGCCCUUUCCAACUUUCAGAGGAUGGAGUGGAGAUGCAAUUUGCGACCAAUCAUCUUGGGCAUUUCUACCUGACCAAUCUUCUCCUGGAGAAAAUCAAACGAACAGCGAAAGAGACCGGCAUUGAAGGCCGGAUUGUGAACUUGUCUUCUAUAGCACACCUUCAUACUUAUCCGGAAGGGAUAAGAUUUGAUGGAAUUAAUGAUCGGUCUAGGUACAACGAAAAGAAGGCUUACGGGCAAUCUAAGCUUGCUAACAUUUUGCAUGCAAAGGAGCUGUCUAGGCGCCUAAAAGAUGAAGGAGCCAAUGUAACUGCAAACUCUGUUCAUCCAGGAUUAAUCAUGACGGAUUUAAUGCGGCACUCUCUAUUUCAAAUGAAGGUGCUGAAAAUAUUAACCCACAUGUUUUGGAAGAACGUACCGCAGGGAGCAGCAACAUCUUGCUAUGUGGCGAUGCAUCCAAGCCUUAAAGGCAUAACAGGGAAAUACUUCCUUGAUUGCAACGAGAAGGAGCCCAGCGAUCUUGCCGAAAAUGAAAAGCUUGCAAAACAAUUGUGGACUUUUAGCGAGGAGCUUGUGAAAUCUGCUCAGCGUCUUUAAUACCAGUAGUUAUAGCAGAGCACUUUAUUAACUCAGUUAUAAAAAUACUCAGUUGAUGUCAUCUAAAUCUAUUGAUCCCCGUUUAUGUAGUAUAAUUUGUGUGUAAUCGUUCGUGAACAUGCUGCGAGUGCUACUUUAAGGUCUGAAGGAAAAUCUUUCCUCAUAUU